AUGGGUAUACAGAGGAGAUUCUCUUCAGUAGAGCACCCUCAGACCAAUGGACAAGCGGAGUCAGCGAAUAAAGUGAUCUUACGGGGUUUAAAACGCCGACUCUCUGAGGCAAAAGGAGCCUGGUUGGACGAACUCUUGGUCGUGAUUUGGUCCAACAACACGACGCCGCAUUCAACCACAAGGGAAACUCCUUUCACGAUGACUUACGGGGCGGACGCCAUGCUACCAGCAGAGAUAGACAACAACUCUUGGCGGAUAGCACCGCGACUCGAGGGCGAAAACUCUUCCAACAUGGCGGUGGAGCUGGACCUGUUAUCUGAAACACGAGAGGAAGCUCGUGUCAGAGAGGCGGCGAUGAAACAGCGGGCUGCGGCGAGGUAUGACCCAAAGGUUUGCCCGCGGGCGAUGCAAGAGGGAGACUUGGUUCUUAAGAAGCGGACUGGGAAUGUGGGGAACAAGUUGAGCUCUGUAACAUCCCACCAAUCAGGUAAAGACCUCGUAGACGAUACGAAACCCUAG
Molecule: messenger RNA, 519 nt
Organism: Lotus japonicus
Lineage: Eukaryota; Viridiplantae; Streptophyta; Magnoliopsida; Fabales; Fabaceae
Exons: 1
Coding region: 1-519 (172 amino acids)
Biological process (GO): DNA integration
Molecular function (GO): nucleic acid binding
Source: RefSeq, a predicted model, not a curated record